GCUCUCUACGUCGCUCAACCUCGUCGUCGUCGUCCUCGUCGUCCUCGUCGUCCUCGUCGCUGUGGGCCGCAGCUCGUGCAAAGGUUGCAACCCUCGAGACAAGAACAGAAAGAGUUGCAAACGGUGAGUAGCUCACACCAUCUCGCCGCCCCUCUCGCCGUCCACUGGCCUGCAUCGCCUCCCAGUUUCCCGCAGACAAAGCAAAGCCAAUCCCCCACACACGGCCAUUGUCGCCCAGUCAACAAGAUAUCCUGGGCAAAAGGCCCACGUUUACCAUACUGCCUUGACAAAGCAUAUCUCGUCGCCGAGGCGCUGUGUUCCGAUCCUCUCGUUCAUUCGCAUCGCGCCGGCAACGAGCGAGCGAUACACAGUCACGACAUUUGUCACUGACACCCGCUCAGCCUUCACGACUCUUGACUACCAUCACCACGGCUCACGUCCCCCUCCGCCCCAUUCACGACCCCCUACGGACCAUGCAAGUAUAGACCCCACAUCCAACACCCCCAAACAACACUAGCAACCCACCUGUAGAAGUAUAUCAUUCAAACAACACACCAUGUCCCGCCCCCCGUUCAACUCGAACGUCUCCUUCCAGGAGGGCGGUCAACCUCCCCGCCGCGCAUCGCAGCAGCCGCCCCAGAGACCACCUGGCCCGCCCGCGCUCCCCUCCAAGGACAGCUUUGGGAGCACGUCGGCCAACGUUGCGCAGCUCGGCUACGAGGAGGGCGGCUACGGCGGCCACCCCAGCUUCUCACAGGCCAGCGGCGAUGUUAGGCGGAAAAAGAGCAUGGUGCGCCCAGAGCGUGAGCGCAUCGAGCCCGGACACCGUCAAUACCACUACCGCGAGCACGCCAACGACGACAAUGUUCGCGUCCAGGCCAGUAACACGGGCAACCGUCCCUACGCCCCCAACCAGUCAGGCGGCGCCAACCUCCGUCGUGGAAGAUCGGUCCUCGGCCGUGAAGGCGAUGUUGACACCAACGAGUCCGGCCUGAACCUGUUCAAGCGCGGUGCGACUAUCCGCCGCAAGGCCUCGCGCGCAGCUCCUCGCCCGCAGACAGCCGCCCAGCCAAAGCCCGCAGAGGCAAAGCCUCGAGGCUGCUGCUCUGGUAUCGCCCCCGGUCCAAUUGAUGGUUGGAUGAUCUACUGCUUCGUCAUUACUUGCUGGAUCCCCAACUUUAUCAUCUCCAAGGUCUUUGGCAAGAAGACGCCCGAGGCCCAGCGAGCCUGGCGAGAGAAGAUGGGCAUCGUCGCCAUCUGCGCCAGUCUGAUGGCAAUCGUCGGUUUCAUUACCUUCGGCUUCACCAACGUUGUCUGUGGUCCCUCCGGCCUGCGUCUCAAGAACGGCAAUGUGUCGAGCUCGAACGUCAUUGUCAACGGUUACACGUACGACCUGGGCACCUGGCACCACCCCACCAUUGGCCCCUUCAACUCCACCAACAGCCCCCUCUACAUGGAUGGCUACAUGGCCGGCGGCCGCGACAUUUCGUUCCUCUUCCAGAACGUCAACCAGAAGUGCUUGAACAUUAUCACCCCGGCAUCGUCCACCAUCCCCAGCCAGGGCAACAACAUGGCGUGGUACUUCCCCUGCAACAUCUUUGGCCAGAACGGCACAAACGCCGUCAACCAGUCGGGUUACGACUCGGCGGUCAACUGCCACACAUCGCAGAGCGCUCGCGACCAGUUCAAGACCCUCGCGAAGGAGAAGAUGGACGGUCGUUAUGCCGGUGUCGUCUACUUCAGCUGGGAGCAGGUCCGCAACCAGACUGCCAACCUCGCCGUGUACAAGGGCUCCGUCAUUGACAUGAACUUGCUUCAGUGGCUCAACAAGGAGGUGGUCCGCUACCCUGCUCUCUUUGACACGAUGAAGUCGGGCAACUCGACUUUCCGUGGUCGCGACAUCACCGCCCUCAUGAGCCGCGCCGGCUGGGAGGAUGAAGGCAACUGUCUCAACGACGUUAUCCGUGUUGGCUUUGUCGACUCUAUCACCAUUGGAUGUGUCGCCUCCAACAUUGUUCUCUACGUUUCGCUCGUCUUCAUUCUCGGUGCAGUGCUCAUCAAGUUCUUCAUGGCGCUGUACUUCGGCUGGUUCCUCAGCUGGCGUAUCGGCAACUUUGAGGGCGAGAGCUACAAGCAGCGCAUGAAGCGUGCCGAGGAGAUUGAAAACUGGACAGACGACAUCUACAGAGCCGCUCCUGGCUACCUCCGACCCAACGCCAAGGAGAACAAGAAGAAGAGCCACUUCCUGCCUACACAGUCUCGUUUCACCCGCCCAGACACCAUGAUGGUUCCCCAGUCGCGCCCUGGUACUGGCUACGGUACCGGUUCGACUUACGACGUGGGCCGUCGCCAGGGCUCGAGCGUCUACGGCAACAAGUUGACUCCCGGAGGUGCUCGCGACACGCCUCCAGGCUCGCCCAUGCUCCGCGGUUCGCGUUCUUCUUCCUCGCUGCCGUUCGGUCGUGACGGCGAGUCGAUGUUCGCCGGUGACCAGCCUUGCCCAUGGCCCCUCAACAACGUCGUCCCCCAGCCUCCUGCCGACUUUGAGCCCUUCGGUUACCCGCUUGUUCACACGCUCUGUCUCGUCACGGCCUACUCUGAGUCCAUCGAGGGUCUUCGCACCACCCUUGAUUCGAUUGCCACGACCGACUACCCCAACAGCCACAAGCUCAUCCUCGUCGUCUGUGACGGCAUGGUUCGUGGCUCUGGCUCCAAGCAGUUCACCCCCGACAUUGUCCUCAGCAUGAUGAAGGAGCUGGUCAUCCCCGAGUCCGAGGUCGAGGCCCACUCGUACGUUGCCAUUGCCGACGGCCACAAGCGCCACAACAUGGCCAAGGUCUACGCCGGUUUCUACGACUACGACAACGACACUGUCGAGCCCUCCAAGCAGCAGCGCGUGCCCAUGGUCCUCGUUGCCAAGACUGGUAACCCCCUGGAGCGCAACGAUGCCAAGCCUGGAAACCGUGGAAAGCGUGACUCGCAGAUUGUUGUCAUGGGCUUCCUCCAGAAGGUCAUGUUCGACGAGCGCAUGACUACGUUCGAGUACGAGUUCUUCAACGCCAUCUGGCGCUGCACUGGAGUCACACCCGACAGAUACGAAACAGUGCUCUGUGUCGACGCAGAUACCAAGGUCUUCCCCGACUCGGUCUCUCGCAUGAACGCCUGCAUGGUCAACGACACGGAGAUCAUGGGUCUCUGCGGUGAGACCAAGAUUGCCAACAAGCGCGAGACUUGGGUCACCAUGAUCCAGGUCUUCGAGUACUACAUUUCGCACCACCAGACCAAGGCGUUCGAGUCCGUCUUUGGUGGUGUAACCUGUCUCCCCGGUUGUUUCUCCAUGUACCGCAUCAAGGCGCCCAAGGGCGGCUCGGGUUACUGGGUUCCUAUUCUCGCCAACCCCGACAUUGUCGAGCACUACUCGGAGAACAUUGUUGACACGCUGCACAAGAAGAACCUCUUGCUGCUUGGAGAGGACCGAUACCUCUCGACGCUCAUGCUCAAGACGUUCCCCAAGCGCAAGAUGGUCUUCUGUCCCCAGGCGGUCUGCAAGACGAUUGUCCCCGACACUUUCAAGGUUCUGCUCUCGCAGCGUCGUCGUUGGAUCAACUCGACCAUUCACAACCUGUUCGAGCUCAUGCUUGUCCGCGACCUCUGCGGCACAUUCUGCUUCUCGAUGCAGUUUGUCGUCUUCAUGGACCUUGUCGGUACACUCGUCCUCCCGGCCGCCAUCUCGUUCACGCUCUACAUCCUCAUCAUUACCAUCCUCCCCAGGAGCGUCACGCACCAGGCCAAGCCUAUCGUCUCGCUCGUCCUUCUCGCCUGUAUCCUCGGUCUCCCCGGUGUGCUCAUCAUCAUCACCUCGCGCAAGCUCGUCUACGUCGGCUGGAUGCUCAUGUACCUGCUCUCGCUCCCCGUCUGGAACUUUGUCCUGCCUGCCUACUCGUUCUGGCACAUGGACGACUUCUCCUGGGGUGAGACGCGUAAGGUCGCGGGUGAGGGCAAGGGCGACGCUUCGCACGGCGACAAGGAGGGCACGUUCGACUCGUCCAACAUUGUUAUGAAGCGCUGGAUCGAGUUUGAGCGUGAGCGCCGCUGGCGCGAGGGCACGACUUCGCGCGACUCGUACUACGACGUCAUCCAGCGCUCCAACUCGCCAAAGAACAGCAACCGCUACUCGAUGGUGUCGACUAGCGAGACGUACCAGAGCGGCCUGUACACUGCCGAGUCCAACCAGAACCUGCGCCCUAGCCAGAGCCCUAUUUACGGCUCGGGCUACGUCCAGAGCCCAUCCGAAUACACCCCCGGCUCCCAGCACCUCGGCCUCCCUGGCCGUGGUGAGCCCUCGUCUUCGUCUGCCGAGUCCGCACGCCGCACCAACCGCAGCCCCGUGGACUCUCGCCGCGAGCCCAGCUACCAGGGGCAGUACCACGACGAAGAACAGCCAAUCCUGCGCACGUCGCCCGAGCUGAGCUACUCGUCGGGCGACAGGAGAGCUCAGCCUGCUCCUGCUGCGCGUGGCGUUUCGCUCGUUGACCCGGGCUACGUGCCCCCCGCGAGCGCUGCCGACCCUGUGCGCCGUGUCGCACGCCAGCAGCACCAGAGGCGAACAUCGAACGGGCGCCAGAACGUCAUGUCGCCAACGUCGUCGCAGUCUCAUGGAUCGAGCCUGCCGCCUGGUGCUGCCCCCGCGAGAUUCUAA
This is a messenger RNA of Vanrija pseudolonga, 4699 nucleotides long. Its product is annotated as Chitin synthase 3. The record is from RefSeq and is a predicted model, not a curated record. Gene Ontology annotation, molecular function: chitin synthase activity. Gene Ontology annotation, cellular component: cell periphery; cell septum. Lineage: Eukaryota; Fungi; Basidiomycota; Tremellomycetes; Trichosporonales; Trichosporonaceae. The transcript has 3 exons. Bases 557 to 4699 code for a protein of 1380 amino acids.